This is a messenger RNA of Owenia fusiformis, 1858 nucleotides long. The record is from the annotation of a GenBank genome assembly. NCBI's taxonomy places the organism in Eukaryota, Metazoa, Annelida, Polychaeta, Sabellida, Oweniidae.
AGAGCAACCGUUGGAUUUAGGGACGGAGUCAAUAAGUCAAACAAUAUCACAGUACAUCAAUUCGGGUACCUGUUUCAGCAACAAUGCAGAAAUUGUUAGCAUUUGUAAUUGGUCUGAUUGGAGCUUUAUACAUGUUGCCAGUGUUUCCCCUCUGGAAUACGAGAGUGCCACCAAAAGUUACAGAAGUUAACUCUUUACUGACCGAGUAUGAUUAUAUAAUAGUUGGUGCGGGGGCUGCAGGUUCAGUUCUGGCCAACAGACUAUCGGAAGACCCCAAGAAGACGGUACUCCUACUCGAGGCUGGACGUGACGAUACUUAUGAUGACCGCAGCGAGAUUCCCAUAUUUUGCGAUCACCUUCAGCUGACAAAAUAUGACUGGCAGUACAAGACUGUGCCCCAGAAACAUUCCUGUAAAGGCCUCAAUGAUCAGGUGAGUUUCUGGCCAAGUGGAAAACUACUGGGUGGAUCAACCCGCAUUAACUGCAUGCAAUAUACGUGGGGAUCUAGACACGAUUACGACCAAUGGGAGGCCCUUGGAUGCAAGGAUUGGGGGUUCAGAAACCUUCAUCAAUAUUUUCUGAAAUCUGUUGGAGUCAUUGGUCAGACAAGCACAAAUGUGACUGAUGCCCUACUGAAACUAAGUGUGGUGAAACAGACAAAGGGUAUAGAUGUAUUACUCGAGGCAGCUAGAGAACUGGGCUACCCCACUGGGGACAAUACUGGAGAAGGACUUGAAGGAUUUAGUCCUUAUUUGGCCAAUCUUUGGCAAGGAGAAAGAUACCACACCUCAAGAGCAUUUGUAGAACCCGCAAGUCUCAGAGCCAAUCUUCAUGUUUCCACUGAAUCUUUUGUAACCAAGGUGAUCAUCCAGAACAAACAGGCUAAUGCAAUACGAUUUGUGAAAGAUGGACAAAGACUGCAAGUAGGCGCAAAGAGGGAGAUCAUUCUCUCUGCAGGGGCAGUAGGCUCUCCUAAGAUACUUAUGCUCUCUGGGGUAGGACCUAAACAGCACCUGGAUGACAUGAAGAUACCUCUUGAGGCUGAUUUACCUGUUGGAGAAAACCUCCAAGAUCAUCUCAGGACAAAUCUACAUAUAGAAACAGAGGGAGAUAUACCUGGGAAACAUGUGGAAUCUAUAUGGAGCAAAUUAAAGUACAGCCUGUUUAGAACUGGCUACAUGACUAUGCCUUAUGGUUUGGAAGGGACGGGUUUUUUGAGAUCGAAGCACCAAGCUAAAGACGACCAAGCUCCACAUAUACAAUACCAAAUGAUAAGUGUACAAGCACCCCCUGAAGAUAAACUCAAUCAAGCUAAAAGUAAUUAUAAACAAAAGAUUUGGAAAAAUUUAUUUCAAGACAGCAAACCAGGAUUGACAUUCACCAGUAUAUUACUGCAUCCUAAGAGUCGGGGAUCAAUAAAACUGAAAAGCACAGAUCCGUUUGACCAUCCCCUCAUAGACCCCCAGUACUUGACAGAGCAACAGGAUCUGGAUAUCCUCAUAGAAGCUCGAGAAAUUGCAGAACAAUUUGCAACGACAGAACCCUUUAAAGCUUUGAAUGCUAAAGUUCAAAAUGCCAUACAUCCAGAUUGUAAAGUGCACAAAGUUGGAACGAAAGAGUACAAUGAAUGCUUUGUGAGACACCAAGCUGUGACAAUAUACCAUCCAGUUGGUACAUGCAAAAUGGGUGCCCAAAAUGAUGAUUCUGCAGUUGUUGACCCUGAGUUAAGGGUUCGUGGUAUCAAAGGCCUAAGAGUUGCUGAUGCUUCCAUUAUGCCAACUUUACCAUCAGGUAACACAAAUGCACCAACCAUCAUGGUAGCAGAAAGAGCCGCUGAUUUAAUAAAAGGACUUUGAGU